AUGUUAGCCAAAGCAGCGUUCCCUGCACUCUUCUUCACCUUGGCAGGAUUCAUCCUCCUUCUCCUCGUCACGCUGUCCGUCCCAAUCAUCAAAACCAUUUAUCUCCUACAAGUAAGAUUCGAUAGAAGUGGUACAACCGGAAGUACCUCGUUGGGUGCGAAUGCUGGUGUCUUCGGGCUAUGUUACCAGGGUGGUCAAGCGAGUUUUCUCGGUUUCGAUUACUCCUCCAAUGCAGCAUGUACCGACCCAGCAGUAGGCUAUACGUUCGAUGAGAACUUUCUAGGAUUAGAUAACAGUGGAUUAUCCAGAGCUGUCAUCAAAGGUUUAGCCGGAUCAUUGAUCCUCAAUGCGAUUGCCGCUGGGUUUGCAGGAUUGAGUUUGGUCUGGUCGUUCUUUGCUUGGUUGUGCGCCAGUAGGGGUUGGGAUAUUUUCACGUUCAUUUCGCUGUUCUUCUCAGUCCUCACGGCUUGGCUCGCAUGGGCGUUGGAUCUCGCAUUGGCUCUGGUAGCGAGACACCGGAUCGAGGAUGCUUCGGAUGAUGUUCUGGAUGCCAGGAUCGGUAAUGGUGUAUGGUUGGCCUUGGGUGGUGCGGUCGCUGUUACCUUAGCACUCUGUUUCGCCGGUUGUGGGAUGUUCGGAAGAUAUAGAUCGGACAGAGUUGUUCAACAGAAACCAGUUGGAUAUAGACGACGGCACUUCUGGCAAAGAAAUCAUGCGGGAAGAGGCACUUACUAA
Molecule: messenger RNA, 735 nt
Organism: Kwoniella mangroviensis CBS 8507
Lineage: Eukaryota; Fungi; Basidiomycota; Tremellomycetes; Tremellales; Cryptococcaceae
Exons: 6
Coding region: 1-735 (244 amino acids)
Cellular component (GO): cell division site; growing cell tip; plasma membrane
Source: RefSeq, a predicted model, not a curated record